AUGGUGUCACCAGCAAGAGUGGCCAGUGAUGAACUGGAAAAGGAUCAUGGACCUGAAAAAAAGGGGGGCUUUCAAUGUUUUAGCAGCAUACGGCUCAUGGUAUUGGCUGUCCUAUGCCUUCAGAAUUCCUUAUAUACAGUGCUAAGGAGGUAUUCUCAGGGGGUACUAAAAGAGAACUACUCCAAGCAUGAACUAUUGCUCCUAGCAGAGGUGAUAAAAAUUGUGUUUUCAGCUUGGAUGAUAUCCGGAACCUUGACAGCGGGGACUACGUUGAAACAGCGCAUUGUAUACUUGGUGGAAACAUCCAAGAAGAUGUUUGUGUUGGCCUUGAUCUACGGUGCCAUGAAUAUUCUUUCCUUUGUGGCGCUGCGCAAUAUAUCUGCAGGCAUGUUCACCAUUUUUGCCCAGUGUAAGAUCAUGACGACAGCAGUGUUUUCCAGUAUCAUUUUAAAACGUUCCUACUCUUGGACGAAGUGGAGAGCACUAAUUGCGUUGAUGAUGGGAGUCUUGCUCUUCUCGGAACCGAUUUGGGGAGACCCAGUACACCGAAAAGAAAUUGAAGGUGGGAAUGUAAUGAUUGGAACUGCUGCGGUAAUCACAGAGGUCACCUUAAGUGGAUUUGCCUCCAUUUACUUUGAAAAGGUCAUCAAGUUAGACCCAUUGAAGUUGAAUAUUUGGGAGCGGAAUUUCCAGCUUGCACUCGGCAGUCUUCCGGUGUACCUUUUCUUUAUUGCAGGCGAUGGUGGUGGCAUGACAGGCUUUUUUGGCGGAUGGUCGUGGAUUGCCUUUUUGCUGUCCCUUUUGGGUGCCGCUGGAGGUCUUCUUGUGGCUCUUUCCAUCAAGUAUGGAGACUCCAUUCUCAAAACUUUGGCAACUACUGGCGCAAUCAUCCUUUCAUCACUCUUGGACCACUAUCUUUUAGGCGGCCCUUUGACCCCACCAAUGAUCAUUGCAGCGGUUCAAGUAAUCACUGCUAUCUGCAACUACACCUUUGAUGCGACACCUCCCCCGCCAGAUACUGCAGCGAGUGAAAGCCAACCGGCGUCGACACUCAGCGAUGGCAAGGAUGAUGAAGAGAUGAAUCCGCAGAGAAAAGAAAUUGACGCAUAG
Cylindrotheca closterium is the source of this 1110-nucleotide messenger RNA. The record is from the annotation of a GenBank genome assembly. NCBI's taxonomy places the organism in Eukaryota, Bacillariophyta, Bacillariophyceae, Bacillariales, Bacillariaceae.